GUGGUGUUACAUUGGACGUCUAUGAUUAGCCAUGACACGUGUCUAUCACACUAAACCUUGCGAAAUAAUAACAUUUCAGCCAAAGGACUCGUCUCAUUUCUGACAAGUUUUUACAAAUAGCCAAUUAAUACCUGAGGGGCCGGACAAUGAAUAUCUACCUCGCCCAGGCUAUAUGUUAUUGAUAAUGGUACGCUGCUAAGAUAUGUAUUUUUCGUGUGAUACGACCUGUCUCUGGGGUUCACAGUAGAAUAUGUUUUGGCAAGAGGAACUGGAGGAUAUCGAUUGCGAAUUCCACUAUUCUUCAAAUCCAGAGAUAAUAAAUCUGUUGGUUUGUAGGUACCAGACGUGUGCUGAAAUGGGUCGGUUCCUUAAUGUGCUCCGCAGCUGGCUGGUAAUUGUGUCAGUGAUUGCCUUGGGAAAUUCAGUCCAGAGUUUUCGGGAUCACAGCUUCCUCUCGGAGAAACUAUACACCGGAAUGCCAGAGUUUGUAAAUGGUCUUCAAGCUCGAACCUUUGGAAUCUGGACCCUUCUCUCCUCUGUCAUUCGAUGUGCCUGUGCAGCGGACAUACAGAACAAAACAUUGUAUCACAUCACACUGGGUACCUUUGUUCUGGCUCUUGGUCAUUUCCUGUCCGAGGCGUUUAUUUACAAAACUGCUCCACUGACAAUUGGUGUUAUGGCACCUCUAAUAGUAGCAAGUGUUUCUAUCGGUGGGAUGCUGAUUGGUUUUCAGUGUGUGGCAGAGCCAGAGGAAGUGAUGGGAGCCCGUCAGAAAAAAAGAAACUGAAUGUCUGGGAGGGGGGGAUGGACAGUAGAAGGUUCAGGAAAAAAUGUAAUUACUGUGCACAUCUUAACCUAUCUAUAUAUAUAUAUAUAUAUAUAUAUAUUAA
Molecule: messenger RNA, 890 nt
Organism: Acipenser ruthenus (sterlet)
Lineage: Eukaryota; Metazoa; Chordata; Actinopteri; Acipenseriformes; Acipenseridae
Product: ergosterol biosynthetic protein 28 homolog
Exons: 6
Coding region: 251-787 (178 amino acids)
Cellular component (GO): membrane; endoplasmic reticulum
Molecular function (GO): protein-macromolecule adaptor activity
Source: RefSeq, a predicted model, not a curated record